Molecule: messenger RNA, 1739 nt
Organism: Helianthus annuus (common sunflower)
Lineage: Eukaryota; Viridiplantae; Streptophyta; Magnoliopsida; Asterales; Asteraceae
Product: RING-H2 finger protein ATL13
Exons: 1
Coding region: 211-1590 (459 amino acids)
Source: RefSeq, a predicted model, not a curated record
UGCUCAGCUGGAUACAAUAUUAAAUCCUACCAGACUCCCAUUUCAUCUCUCUCUCUCUCCCAUUUUGACACGCAUACAACUCAGAAACCGUGUAAAGUAUGAGUGCUCUUCUGCUUAUGUGAUUAAUAUGAGAUGAGAUUCUCUUAAUAUUCACACAAUUACACCAAAGAUUCAAACUUUACGUAUUUCUCUUGCUUCCCAGAAAAAAAAAUGGUUCAUAAAAUCUUUGUUUCUAACUAUGAAAGACCUUACUUUUACACCCGGCCAAUUUUCCCACCACCGCCACAUCCGGCCACCGUCAGCCACCACUCACAUACAUUCAAUCUAAACGAUAAGGUGAGUCCAAAUGUUCUACUCAUCAUCAUAAUUCUUGCAAUCAUUUUCUUCAUGUCGGGGUUGCUUCAUCUUCUUGUUAGAUACCUUAUGAGACCAAUUAAUAGAGAUCCAGAUGACCAGUUUGAUAAUGUGAGUGUACUUCAAGGCCAGUUACAACAACUGUUUCAUCUCCAUGACUCAGGUGUUGACCAGUCUUUCAUUGACAGAUUGCCUGUUUUCACUUACAAGUCAAUCAUUGGUGUGAAAGAUCCUUUUGAUUGUGCUGUGUGUUUGUGUGAGUUUGAAGGUGAAGAUAAGCUUAGGUUAUUGCCAAAAUGUAGCCAUGCAUUUCAUAUGGAUUGUAUUGAUACAUGGUUAUUGUCUCACUCCACUUGUCCUCUUUGUAGAGGUAGUUUGCUUUGUGAUGUGACUCAAACUACUUGCUUUUCACCAAUUGUGCUUGUUCUUGAAUCUGGAAGUGGUGAGAUUUCUAGAGAGGGUGUUAAUAAUGAUCAACCUGAUGGUCCAUCUAUUGAACAAGUGAAUUCCCAUUUGAGUAAUGUAGAAUUUGAAUUAGAUAAAGGUGAAGUGGUGAAAGAAGAUGAAGAUAAGGAGAAAGUUGUUACUAUUAAGCUUGGGAAGUUCAAGAGUGUGGAUAGUGGUGGUGGUGGUGGUGGUGGUGGUGAGGGGAGUGGUGGGAAGCAGGCAAUUGAUGGUAGGAGGUGUUUUUCAAUGGGAUCUUUUGAAUAUGUGAUGAAUGAGAGUUCAUCUUUACAAGUACCAAUUAGUACCCAUGUAAAGAAACAAGCUAGCAAGAAAUCUUCUCUUCCAAUCACCUCGAGUCACCGGGUGGCAAUGUCGGAAUGUGGUGGUGAUUCUAGGAGGGAUUUCAAAGGAAUUGAUGUUUUUGGUGGUGGUGGUGGUGCAAUUGGGAAAAGCAAGAGGGAGAGUUUUUCAGUGUCCAAGUCUUGGCUUAGGGGGCAGAAAGAGAAGGCUACAUCAACGGUGACCGCCACCGUUGGGCCGUCGAAAAGUGGGUCAUUCUCCUUUCGUUUUCCGGUUCACCGGAAUGAAUCUAAUGCGAAUCGGAGGGCUAAUUCUGAACUGAGUAUUGGGAGGUGGAAGGAUGAUCAAGAAAUCCAAGUUUGUCAAUGGUUGGAUUCAUUUUCACUAGAAGCAUCAAAAACACCAUCUUUUGCAAGGAGGACUCUACUUUGGCUUAUGGGUAGGCAACAGAUCAAGGCGGGACAUUCAUCUACAUCAACAAAUGUUUAAACUUUUUUCACCCUCAAAAUGUAACAUUUACCAAUGUUUUAAAGGUUUUUUGUCCAAUUUUAGGGGAGAUUAGAGAAUGAUUAGUGAAAUGCAACACAAAGAAUCAAGAUUAAAACAAUCUCAAUACUAGUUUUUAAUUAUAGAUGCAA